AAAAAAAACUAAGCACUAGUUAUCGCUCAACGCGUCUUUGUGCGCCCGGAACCCCCAAAUCCCUAGUCCCUAAUCGCAGGACGACGUCGGCUUCUUCCCGCUUUCUGACGCCAUCACCACACCCUCGAGUCCUUUCCGGUGAUCCCCUAUUCCGUCAUACCUUUUGGAAGCAUAGAGAAGCGGAGGUAACGCUUAUUUCUUACUCAAUCAAGCAGCAGCAAGCUCGACUGUCCAAAUUCAUGAAGUCUACAUGUGAAGUUCAGAAGUUGUCUUGCGGGAUCGUCGUUGUUGGCAAGCUUGGGCUUCGAUUUAUAUGGCGCUUUCUACAUGUACUUGUCAGCAUAUGGUAUUCCAUAUUAGCCCUGGGUAAUAAGUGUGAAAGCUUCCUGAUCUCUUCGGCAGUAUUGAAAAGCUACAAAUUAUGUAAUUUGGGAAAGCUUCAUUACCUCGCUAUCGUGAUAGAAAGCGACGAUGCUCAUCAGACUUCAAAAGUCGUUGAGCUUUUGCGGUGGUUGGAUUCUCUUGGUGUGAAGAACGUAUGCCUCUAUGACAGGAUUGGAGUGAUCAAGAAGUCUAAGAAAGCGAUUGUGCAGCAACUGAAGAUUGAGGAGGCUAAUGACGCUGACGCACUCCAUGGUCCUAAUCACAUGACUAUAGAAUUUGCUUCGUAUGCAGAUGGGAGGGAGGGAAUGACAAAGGCAGCGAACUGGAUUUUUGCUCAAAAUUUGAAGCGACAUAGUUUGGGUGACACACUUGAUGUUCAACACUUGACUGAACCUCAAUUGGAUGAGGCUCUGAGAAUUGUUGGUUACGGAGGUCAGGAACCUGACCUUUUGCUGGUCUAUGGACCUGUGAGGUGCCACCUUGGUUUUCCUGCAUGGAGAAUUAAGUACACGGAGAUUGUACACAUGGGAUCAUUGAACUCCAUGAGAUACGGUUCCUUAGUGAAGGCUAUUUAUGAUUUCACGAAGGUGCAUCAAAACUAUGGUAAAUGAGAAGGAUUUUGCUAGUUGUUGCAUAGCAUAGGUAUUUAGAAUUGUGAAGAAGAUCCCUUCCUUUUAGUAAAUUUUUAAGAUGUAACACGAUGAGAAAUGGAAUCGCCUUGUCAUAUUUCUUAUUUAAA
Messenger RNA from Neltuma alba, 1123 nucleotides. Its product is annotated as dehydrodolichyl diphosphate synthase complex subunit NUS1-like. Lineage: Eukaryota; Viridiplantae; Streptophyta; Magnoliopsida; Fabales; Fabaceae. The transcript has a single exon. The record is from RefSeq and is a predicted model, not a curated record. The coding region runs from base 240 to 995 and encodes 251 amino acids. Gene Ontology annotation, cellular component: endoplasmic reticulum membrane; dehydrodolichyl diphosphate synthase complex. Gene Ontology annotation, molecular function: ditrans,polycis-polyprenyl diphosphate synthase [(2E,6E)-farnesyl diphosphate specific] activity.